This is a messenger RNA of Rhododendron vialii, 721 nucleotides long. Its product is annotated as glutaredoxin-C11-like. The coding region runs from base 144 to 452 and encodes 102 amino acids. Lineage: Eukaryota; Viridiplantae; Streptophyta; Magnoliopsida; Ericales; Ericaceae. The transcript has a single exon. The record is from RefSeq and is a predicted model, not a curated record.
GCCUUUUCCUGUUGCGCCUAUAAAUAUAUGGGGUGAUGAAACCUCAAAAUCCACCAUAGACAAGCAUUUGAGCUCAAAGUACAAAGCACUGAAGACCUUCUCUCUUCUGUGCAUUAAUUGUUACUAGAAGUUCAUUUUUCCGAAUGGAUAGGAUUAAAGAUUUGGCAUCGAAGAAGGCAGCAGUGAUCUUCACAAAGAGCUCAUGUGACAUGUGCCAUAGCAUCAAGGCACUGUUUUAUCAACUUGGUGCUAGUCCGGCGAUUCAUGAGCUUGACCAAGAACCAAGUGGGAGAGAAAUGGAGAAGGCCUUGCAAAAGCUCGGCUGCAGCCCUUCUGUCCCUGCUGUUUUCAUCGGGGGAAGAUAUGUUGGCUCGUCAAAAGAUAUCAUUUCUCUUCACCUUGACGGGUCCCUUAAGCAAAAGCUCAUUGAUGCUGGAGCUAUCUGGUUCUAGCAGUAGCUUAUAUUAUGAUAUAGUUAAACUAACCAAGCUCUUGGUACCAUGUCAUAACAAAAACUGGUAUUGAGGGCCCUUCUUUCCUUCUUUUUUUCCCCUUUUUUGCGCUAGUUUCAAGUGAAUAGGUUGUCUAAAAGGCCAGACUAUAUAUGGGCACGGCCAAUCAAGUGUUUCAAAAUUCUCCCAGAAUUUUAUUUUCUUAUGUAUGUUAGAGAUUUGAAACCAAAAAAAUAAAUUAAUUAAAAGAACUGCGAAGUUUCUGACUA